This is a messenger RNA of Grammomys surdaster, 1176 nucleotides long. RefSeq names its product lysophospholipase like 1 (gene Lyplal1). Lineage: Eukaryota; Metazoa; Chordata; Mammalia; Rodentia; Muridae. Gene Ontology annotation, molecular function: palmitoyl-(protein) hydrolase activity; carboxylic ester hydrolase activity. Bases 95 to 529 code for a protein of 144 amino acids. Gene Ontology annotation, cellular component: cytoplasm. The record is from RefSeq and is a predicted model, not a curated record. The transcript is spliced from 3 exons. Gene Ontology annotation, biological process: protein depalmitoylation.
AUAUACUCCUCUGAAGGGAGGGCUCUCCAAUGUGUGGUUCGACAGACUUAAAAUAUCUAACGACUGCCCAGAACACAUUGAGUCGAUCGAUAGAAUGUGUCAAGUACUCACUGGAUUGAUUGAUGAGGAAGUAAAGACUGGCAUCCAGAAGAGCAGGAUAUUAAUAGGCGGAUUUUCUAUGGGAGGCUGCAUGGCGAUGCAUUUAGCGUACAGAAAUCACCCAGAUGUGGCAGGAGUAUUUGUUCUUUCUGGUUUUCUGAAUAAAGCAUCUGCUGUUUACCAGGAUCUUCAGCAAGGUGGCCACGUGUACCCUGAGCUCUUUCAGUGUCACGGCACUGCAGAUCAGCUAGUUCUUCAUUCUUGGGGCGAGGAAACAAACUCAAAACUGAAAUCUCUAGGAGUGAGCACAACAUUUCACAGUCUUUCAAAUGUUUACCAUGAGCUCAACAAAGCUGAGCUGGAGAGGCUAAAGUCAUGGAUUCUCACAAAGCUGCCAGGAGAGACAGACGGCCAAGUGAAUGACUCCUGAAUGGUAUAUUGAUUGUUUAUCUUACAUCUAACAUUUCUUUCUUACUUGAUCCUCACAAAAACUAAGAUUGCUGAAACAGCCAGCAACCCUACAUCAUACAAAUGAAAUUGCAUAUCUGUCUAUUUUCAUUCAACCAGAUUGUCUUGAAAAUCAUCAUGUGAUGAAUGUCAACUGUCUAUUUUGUCGCUGCAUAGGUGCCAUUGAGGGGGCACACUGAAAUUUGCUUGUCCAUUCACCACAGAUUUGGGUGGCUUCCUGUGAGAGACUAUCAUAAAUAGGGCUGUCAUGAGGUGUAAACAUCCACCUUAAUGGUGGAGAGCCUGGUGACAUGUUGUAGCAUCGCCUGAAACUGCCCAGCUGUUUCUCAAUGUGGCUUUAGCAUCUUCUAUUCCAGCCAGCAGCGUGGUAGCCCUUGAUGCCCAGUUCUGCACUAGUCUUUCAUCUUGCCCAUUCUAGUGGCUGUGCAGUGUUCAUGUAGCAUUUGACUUCCAUUUUCUUGGUGCCAAUGAUGUGAUACAGAAUCCUUCACUAGAGGGUUUUCCCAGAUUUGUGAAAAUCAGUUUAUCCUCCCCAAUCUGUUUCUAGAUUAUCUUUGUGAAAGUGAUUUACUGCCAAGUUAUAAUGACAAAUAAAAUAUGAGAAAAUAA